UGCGCAAACUUGGCAAAUAAAACCGAUUCUGAUUCUGAUUUUCAGCCUUUGGGAUGUGCAGUUCGUCCACCACCCGCUGGGUGGCAGCAGUGCAACAUGUGGCGUCUAACGCUCUGAGCAGAAGAAGGCGUGAUGCUGGUCGCAUCCUGCUGACGCACAAAGGCUGAGGAAUAAUGUCUGUAGCCUGGCGGCUCGUGUGUUAAUACAUUUGUUUGUAUGGGCAGAACAUACCGACGUAAACGUCCUCACAGUUUUGUAGAUAUUGUGUAAAUGCCUAGUUCAAUGACGGAAGCUAACAGAAGAUAAAGCUCCAGGACAACUGUUGGGAUGGCUGCAGAAGACGAAAUAAACUUGUUGGUCAUCGUCGUCGACGUAAAUCCGUUAUGGUGGGGGCAGCAGGCUCAGCGGGGGCCAGAGUUCACUCUGUCCAAGUGUGUGGAUGCAGUGAUGGUAAUGGGAAACUCCCAUAUGGCCAUGGCCCGGACAAACAAGCUGGCUGUUAUCGCCAGUCACUGUCAGGACAGUCACUUCCUGUAUCCCAGAAAGAGCUGGGCAUCUGGGGACAAUGGGGGAGAUGAAGCAUCCUCCAGUGGAGAUGGCAAAUACGAACUCCUUUCAGUUUCCAAUAACAUUAUUGCUGAAGAGAUGAAGAAUAUUAUGUCAAAAACUGAAGUGAGAGGAAAUUCAACGGAUACCUUGCUGGCUGGAUCCCUUGCCAAAGCUCUAUGCUAUAUUCACAGGGUCUCCAAAGAACUGGAAGUUGGACAAGAUAUUAAAUCAAGAAUAUUGGUUAUAAAAGCAGCUGCAGACUGUGCUCGCCAGUACAUGAACUUUAUGAAUGUGAUAUUUGCUGCACAGAAGCAGAACAUCCUAAUUGAUGCUUGUGUGUUGGAUGCAGACUCAGGUCUCCUUCAGCAGGCUUGUGACAUAACUGGAGGAUUAUACCUCAAGAUACCACAGACGGUUGCUCUGGCACAGUAUCUUUUGUGGGUGUUCCUGCCCGACUCUGAGCAGCGUUCACAUCUGGUGCUGCCGCCACCUGCGCAUGUUGACUACCGAGCUGCGUGUUUCUGUCAUCGUAACCUUAUUGAGAUUGGUUACGUGUGCUCAGUAUGUCUCUCGAUAUUCUGCAACUUCAGUCCCAUCUGUACAACUUGCGAGACUGCCUUCAAAAUCCAGUUACCGCAGAUGGUCAAGCCGAAGAAGAAGAAACUCAAGCAGGCAAUGUGAUUUUGCCCAUGAUUAUUCAAAAGAACCCGUUUCCUGCUUGUGGGGAUAUUUAUUUGUUUGAGGCAGUUUGUUGAUUUGAUCAUUCCACUUAAUCACAAAAACAUAAAUGUAUGUUCGCCUGAAAAACAAACCUUGACUGAAUAAAUGCAAAUACUAUAAAUAUAAACACAAACAUUUAACCACAGCCUAUAACAUUUGUUUUACACCAUUCUCACUGUAGUUUGUAUUUAACUUCCUACUGAAAUGUAAAUAUUGCGCUACUCAGGAUUUUUUCUACUUUGAAACAUUAACGAAAGUUAAUUGAAAGAAAAAUAUUUGCCUUUAAAUGACUCUUGCUAUUGAAUAAUAUUUGACGCCAUAUUUUUCUUAAUAGGUGUAAAUAAACCUUUAUUAAUUGUC
Messenger RNA from Betta splendens (Siamese fighting fish), 1629 nucleotides. It is a transcript of the gene gtf2h3, whose product is annotated as general transcription factor IIH, polypeptide 3. NCBI's taxonomy places the organism in Eukaryota, Metazoa, Chordata, Actinopteri, Anabantiformes, Osphronemidae. Bases 328 to 1230 code for a protein of 300 amino acids. The record is from RefSeq and is a predicted model, not a curated record. Gene Ontology annotation, biological process: regulation of DNA-templated transcription; nucleotide-excision repair. Gene Ontology annotation, cellular component: transcription factor TFIIH core complex; transcription factor TFIIH holo complex. The transcript has 13 exons.